Messenger RNA from Calidris pugnax (ruff), 4377 nucleotides. RefSeq names its product C-terminal binding protein 2 (gene CTBP2). Gene Ontology annotation, molecular function: oxidoreductase activity, acting on the CH-OH group of donors, NAD or NADP as acceptor; NAD binding; transcription corepressor activity. Lineage: Eukaryota; Metazoa; Chordata; Aves; Charadriiformes; Scolopacidae. The transcript has 9 exons. The record is from RefSeq and is a predicted model, not a curated record. The coding region runs from base 1 to 2979 and encodes 992 amino acids.
AUGCCCAUCCCCAGCAAGCACCCCAACAUCGGCCGCUCGCAGAGCUGGGACGCCGCCGGCUGGUAUGAAGGCAACUGGGAGAACGAGAACGCCUUCGAGUACCAACGGCCGCCGGGCCGGAGGAGCUCCCUGACCUACGGCGGCGAGGGCGGCUGGUACGAGCCGCCGCGAGCCAACGAUAUCAUCUUGCAGGGCGGCGCAGAGCUGAAGCAAGAGGCGUACCCCUACCAGGAUGCCGCCUUCGCCCCGGGGCCCCUCAGGAAAGGCUCCGUCCCUGACUUCACCUACUGCGACCGGCAGGCAGCCAUGGCGGGCCGGGGCUCCCUGCCGCCCCAGGAUUACUACAGCGACCCGUCCCUCUCGGCUAGGUCACCCAAGGACCCCCGCUGCUACCGUGACCACAUGGUGAGCAGGCCGCUGGCUGGCUACGGGGUGCCCGGCAGCCGACUGUCCUGGGACCAGGCCCCGGUCCGUCCGCCCGCCCCACCGGAGGCUGCCCGUCUCUACAGGGACCCCAAGAUGGCCCUGGACGGGCAGCGGAUGCGUGGCAGAGAUGUCUCCCCGGCGCGGUACGGCGUGGAGCCCCCCGGCCCGCGGUACGCAGCAGAGCCCCCCACCUUCCCCGGCAGACAGGCCUACGGCGACGGGGCGGAGCGGCCCCCCGAGCCGGCGGGGGGCAGGCAGGCCGCCCCCACCUGCCUGGUGGUGGACCCCACCGGCAGCGCCGGCAGCAGCUAUGGACCAGGCAGGGAGAGCGCUGGCACUAAGGGCCCUUACGACAGCUACGAGGCAACGGUGGCCACCCCAUCCCACCCGCCGGUGCCCCCCACCUUCCCCGGGACAGAGGGGAAGAGGAGCUUUGACCCCGAAUUCGUGGCACUGCUCCGUGCGGAGGGCGUCUCGGAGAGCACCUUCGCCGCCCUGAUGCAGCAGGGCUUCGACUCCCCCAACCUGCUGGCCAUGAUGGAGGAGAACGACAUCAAGUCGGUGGCUCCCAACCUGGGGCAGGCCCGCGUGCUCUCCCGCAUCGCCCACAACUACAAGGCCGAAAUGCAGCUGCAGAGGCAGGAGCGGAGGAGCGGGGCGCUGCGCCCCAGGACCCGCUCCAACAGCUUCAGCCACCGCAGCGAGCUGCCGGGCGACUACGGGGUGCCCCUCGGCUCGGGGCCCACCACAGAUGGUCCUGCUGCCCCCCAACCCCUGCCUCCGCUGCAGCCUCUGUCCCCGAGAGCAGGGGAGAUGCACCGCCGGCCAUCCAGCGCCCCGACCCAGCAUCUGCUGGAGACCACCACCUACCCUGCCUCAGGGGCUCCUCAAGGGCCACCCUUCCUCCCCGGUUCUGGAUACAACACCCCCCUGCCUUGCAGCACGCACCCACGUCCAGCCUCUGCCUACUCCGUUCCGGCUGGCAUGGCCAUGACCACGACCACGGCCAACCCUCACGCCAGCCCCAAAACAGCCUACCCCACCACCUACACCGUGCCCAUGGAGCUGAUGAAGAGGGAGAGGACCACGGCAGCGUCACCGGCACCCAGCCCUCACGGCAGCCCACAGCUCCUGCGCCGGCCGGGAGCACCGGGGGACGGCGGCCUGGCACCCACCGGACCCACCUUCCCUGCCCAGCUCUCCCCCUACCCGAAGCUCAGCAGGCGCACGGGGCCCCCCGUCAUCGUCUCCACCAUGGCAUCACCUGAACCAAGUAUUCGCCCUCAAAUCAUGAACGGCCCCAUGCACCCCCGGCCCCUGGUGGCCCUGCUGGACGGGAGGGACUGCACGGUGGAGAUGCCCAUUCUGAAGGACUUGGCGACGGUUGCAUUCUGUGACGCACAAUCAACUCAGGAGAUCCAUGAAAAGGUAUUAAACGAAGCUGUGGGGGCGAUGAUGUACCACACCAUCACGCUGACUCGAGAAGAUCUAGAGAAGUUCAAGGCCUUACGGGUCAUUGUUCGAAUAGGCAGUGGCUACGACAAUAUUGACAUCAAAGCCGCGGGGGAGCUUGGGAUCGCCGUCUGCAACAUCCCCUCGGCCGCCGUGGAGGAGACGGCCGACUCCACCGUCUGCCACGUCCUCAACCUCUACCGCCGGAACACGUGGCUCUACCAGGCGCUGCGGGAGGGCACGAGGGUGCAGAGCGUGGAGCAGAUCCGGGAGGUGGCCUCCGGCGCCGCACGCAUCCGGGGGGAGACGCUCGGCCUCAUCGGCUUCGGUCGCACAGCGCAGGCGGUCGCGGUCCGAGCCAAGGCCUUCGGCUUCAACGUGAUAUUUUACGACCCGUACCUGCAGGACGGGAUAGAGAGGUCCCUGGGAGUCCAGCGGGUCUACACGCUCCAGGACCUGCUCUACCAGAGCGACUGCGUUUCGUUGCACUGUAACCUUAACGAACACAACCACCACCUCAUCAACGACUUCACGAUUAAGCAGAUGAGGCAGGGAGCCUUCCUGGUGAACACGGCGCGCGGGGGGCUGGUGGACGAGAAGGCCUUAACUCAAGCCCUGAAGGAGGGACGGAUACGAGGGGCUGCGCUUGACGUGCACGAGUCUGAACCAUUUAGUUUUGCUCAAGGCCCGUUGAAAGAUGCUCCUAAUUUAAUCUGUACCCCGCACACCGCUUGGUACAGCGAGCAGGCGUCGCUGGAGAUGAGAGAAGCUGCUGCUACCGAGAUACGCCGCGCCAUCACAGGGCGCAUCCCAGAAAGCCUAAGAAACUGCGUGAAUAAGGAAUUCUUUGUCACAACGGCUCCGUGGUCAGUAAUAGAUCAGCAAGCGAUCCAUCCGGAGCUCAAUGGUGCCACGUACAGGUACCCCCCUGGGAUGGUGAGCGUGGCUCCGGGGGGAAUUCCGGCGGCUAUGGAGGGCAUCAUUCCCGGCGGCAUCCCUGUCACUCACAACCUUCCCACCGUGGCACAUCCUUCCCAAGCUCCAUCUCCCAACCAGCCCACAAAACACGGGGACAACAGGGAACAUCCCAACGAGCAAUAGCAGAUAAUUUAAAAAAAAAAAAUUAAAAUAAAAAUCAUUCAAUAAACUUGGGACCAAGAGACAUUGGAAAAAAAAGAAGUUAUACAUGAACUUUAAAAAAAAAAAAAAAAGAAUUUGAUACGAAAUUUGUAAUGUUGAUUUUUGGAGAGACGCAUCAUUGAUGUUCCAGUGUUACCCACAAAGCGAUAGCGGUCACGACCGGGGAGAAGCCCUGAAGGAGUCACCUGCUUAAACCGAAGCGCUGAAAACUAGGGAUGUGAUACGUUAAUGAUCGACUUCUGUUAUUGUGUGUUAAGUUUCCUUCAUCUGUGCAUCAAUCACAUGAAUAAAAAAUAGAUUUCCCCACCCCCCCAACCCCCCCCAAUUCCUUGGGAAGGACAGGGCUCCGGCGCCUGUUUGCAAACCGUUGCGUGCAGCAGUUCCUACAGAGGUAACCUAAAAAUGUAAGAGGAAACCAUUAUGUGGCUUCAGCCCUUUCCUUACUCUUGUAUCUGGUUCCCUCUUCUAAGGGGAGGCAUCAGUACUGGCUUAAAAAUGGAAGAAAAUAAUAAUACUACUCCUCCUUUUUGCAGUGUAACAGAAGUUCUCCUGCCAGGUUGAAAUUCCAACCAUUCCAGCCGGGAGCCGUGGGCCGGGGAGGGCAGAAAAGGAGAAAACAAACUGCCAGUCUCUUCUCUGCCCAAUACACUGAAUAAAGUAGCUGUGCAUUCACCUCCGCCCUGCAAUGAUGCAAGAAAAAAAAAAAAUAAAUAAAAAAAAGGAAAAAGGAAAAAAAAAAAAGAAAAAAAAAGAAGAAAGUAUUAAGUUUCACACACUAUUUGUACUCAAAUAUAUUUUCUCAGUUUUAAAUCUGCAGCUAUUUUAUCAAGUGGAAAAAGUCUUGAGCUGGAAAGGGUUCAAGAAUAAUGUUGCAUUUCCUUAUGUCUCAGGAAACACUUUUUAUGGUAACUUGUCAGACUGUCUAUGAACAAAACCCACUUUUUUAGACAUUGAUAAAAGUCUUCUUUUCUUCACGUGCUAUUUUAUACAAGAACACUUCAAAAAAAAAAAGUGUUAUUAGAUGUGACUGAUUUUAACAAAUCCUAUUAGAUUUGUAUCAACUAGUUACAUGUUAUAUUCAUAGUCUUUUGUGAAUCAUCGCCUUUUUUUUGUUUUUGAGAAGAUGGCCUGUUUUGAGCCUUUGUCUGGGUACAUUCCUGUUUCUGUGACAAAAAAAAAAAAAAAAAAAGAAUGAAAUCUUAAACUGUCCCAAACAGAAAAGAAAAAAAAAAAACCUACCACUGGCUAUCAGAAGUAUGUUUUGUUUUAGUGUGUUACCGUUACUGUAUUUGUUUAUUGUAAAGGUGGACAUUUAGCGUUCAGUGCAGUUUUCAAUAAAAAGUGAUAAAAUUUCUAUAA